AACCCGACCCGCGCGCUUUGUGGGCUUGGUGACGUGCACGCACCUUUGCGGCGCCGUGUCCGUGACAGCGUCCGCGCUUCUGAAUGCACGCUGCGGGUAGUGCGCGCGCCAGUGUUUUCAGUCGGAGAGUGUUGAGCGGCUGGUGGGCAGCUCAAAAAAAACAUAGAGGGGAAGAGAAAGGGAGAGAAGUGCCAUGUAGAGAUUAAAACAGAUCAAAACCAUAAAAAAAACCAUCAACCUUGCCCCAGUCCCCUCCUUAAUCAGCCGUCAUCCCUGUGCUCAGAUUUAUUACUUAAGAUCUCCACAAGAAACUACUUUCCUGUAAGAAAAUUUAGACACCAGAAAAGAAGGCAUUGAAAAGAGAAAAGGAUCUCUGGGGGAAAACAGCGUUUUGUGAAGCAGAGAGAAGCUUCUCCUGAACCCUUUUGGAAAUUGUAAUGGAUGAAAUCUGAACAGACUUGUACAGGUUGACACUGAACUUCGAUAAAUGAACUUGGUGAUUGAGAAGUGAAACUUCUCAGUGAAUGUAGUGGAAUGCAGUAAGCGAGGGGUAUCUCAUGAAUAGCUCUAUGAAAAAUGUCCGCCUGCAACGCCUUCACUGAACACGUGUGGAAACCUGGUGAAUGCAAGAACUGUUUUAAGCCCAAAAGUUUGCAUUGUUUGUCUGCUGCCUCUGAAACACCUCCUCUUUCAUGUAAGAAUUUAAAAACUAAUGCUAACCAUAGCAACAAUCACCGGGGUAGGUCAGGCACAGGUAACUUUCGACCUCCUGUUGCCAAGAAGCCAACAAUUGCUGUGAAGCCCACCAUGAUGGUCAUCGAUGGACAAACUGUGAGUACAGAAAUGGAGGUAGUGGAAAGCUGUGAAAAUAAGCAACGAUGGAAUAGGAAUGGUGUUCUUCUCAAUAGGAAACCAGUGAACAAUAACAAUGAAGAGAACAACGGCAAUUCUCAAAGGGCUUGUAACCCAGACAGAGUUUUUAAUGAUAGAAUGCCAAACAACAAUAAUAAUGGAUUAACGGAUGUAUUGAAGGAAAUUGUUGGAUUUGAGCCUGAGCCACAUUUGCAAAGCAAAGUAUGUGAUAGAGAGUCUUUUCUUGGAAGGAUCAACAAAUGUUAUCAACGGUCCCUGGAAAGGAAGCUUCCUCCUAGUUGUAUUGUGGCUGGUAUGAGAGAGAAUACAGGAAAGCGUGUAAUGCUCAGCAGCAGCUCUGAUAUCAUUAGCAAUGAAGGAGGACUCUUUUGCUACCCAGAUUGGUCCUUUAGCAGUGAUCAAGGAGUGGAUAAUGAAGCAAGUGAGAAUGCAACAGAAGAGCGAGAAAGUUGGGAUGAAAGUGAUGAAGAGCUGUUGGCAAUGGAAAUACGUAUGCGUGGUCAACCACGUUUUGCUAAUUUUAGGGCCAACACACUCUCACCUGUCAGGUUCCGUGAUGGUAAAAAGUGGAACACAGUGCCAUUACGAAAGCAGUCAUUGCAGAGAAUUUGUGCUGUUGACUAUGAUGAUAGUUACGAUGAAAUUCUAAAUGGCUACGGUGAUGAAACGUUGAUCCCAUAUGGUCAGGACAGUAUGCCAAGCAUAUUAUCUUCUGAAUCUACAUCUCCUGAUUCCUCAAUGACAGAGGGGUCUCAAGCUGGGACAACCAAAACUAUGCAUCAACAACUUUGUAAUGGUGAUCUUCCUUCAAGUGACUGUAAAAGCACCAAGUUUAUUGAACCAGAUUAUGAAAGUAUAAGUGAAAACGGACAGGUUUCCCAAGUAAAGCAAGCUCCAUUUAAACCAGCAAGAGGCACUGCAGCAAAGUCUCUGGAAACUCAUAAAGCUGUUCUUGCAUUAAGGUUGGAAGAGAAGGAUGGAAAGAUAGCCCUACAAAGUGAGAAGCAGGAAUUCACGGUGAAUUCCACAGAAAGUUCUGGGCAAACUGUGACAAUUAACAUUAUUCCAAAGGAAGAACAAGCAAAGCCUUACAGAGUUGUGGAUUUGGAACCACCAGGUAUGUGUAAACCAUACACUGUAGUUGAUGUAUCUGCUGCAAUGAACAAUAAAAAGAUUGACAGUUCAUCUGAAUCUCUUCAAAGUGCAAAAACUUCACCAGUGAGUGCAAGCCCACCAACGUCACUCUCAAGCCAGAUAAACAACCAGAAAAAGUCAAAUAUUACCAGGUAUCAGGAGGUGUGGACUUCUAGCACUAGCCCUCGACAGAAAAUGCCCAGGGUGGCUUUAAUGUCAAGUAGUUCUGGUCCUACUCCUCCUCCAAGACAAAUGAGUCAUAAAUCAGCUCCUACUUCACCAACUACUUCAAAUGCUACUUCAAAAACUAUUCCCGUAAAGUCUCCAAAUCUGUCUGAGAUCAAGUUCAAUAGUUACAAUAAUGCUGGAAUGCCCCCUUUCCCUAUCAUCAUACAUGAUGAACCAACAUAUGCGCAGAGUUCAAAACACAAGGCUAUAAAAGUGCCAAUAGUAAUUAAUCCAAAUGCUUAUGACAACUUGGCCAUUUAUAAAAGCUUCUUGGGUCCAAGUGGAUCACAUUUGAAAAAGGAAGCUUUAGAAAGUGUGGCAAGUCAUACAUAUGAAGAAAUUGGAUCAACAGUAAGAAAAUCUACAGAUUUGCCUCCAGUAAAAGGACCAAGCACUAGCACAGAACGAAAGGCGUUUGGCUCCGUUGCGCAGAAAGUGCAGGAGUUCAACAAUGCCCAAAACAAAGGACAAAUUUUGUCACAGUCCUCGCCACAUAAAAGCUUCGGAUCCAAUCACAGCUCUCCUUCUAGAAUUCAGAGAACUACUCUAGACUCACCAGCCAGAAAGGAAGAAACACCAGAAAGGCAGACAUCAUCAGGAAGCAGGGAAAAUGCCAGCACUGUGCUUUCCCAAAUUGUUGCAUCUAUUCAGCCUCCACAGAUGCCACCUGAAAAUCCCCAGACACCAUCCAAAGCCAAUAGUGCAGAAGAACUUUACUCUCAGCCACCUGCUAUCUUAGAAGGCACUGGAGAUGUUCACAUCCGCCCAAAGUCAUUAUUUUCCUCACAAGCAAAUAGUGAAACAGAAAUGUCCAAAGUGAUGGACAGCACAUUUGCAAAAGGACAAAAAGAAAGCAUUCUAACAAAGCAGGUCACUGUCCCCACUUCUAAACCAAGUACUUUACAAUCUCCUGGUGCACCCUGCUCGAGCCCAAAGAGUGAACAACUGCCCCCAUUUCCUCCUCCACGUUCUACAUCCUCCCCUUACCAUGCCGGCAAUCUUCUGCACAAACACUUCAGUAACUGGGGGAAGCCAACUAGCCCUGUACGUACACCUGAGAUUGAAUCCGCACCGCUGAACCCAGAGGGUCGCCAACGCUUACAGGACACCAAACCAAAACGAUGGAUCUCUUUUAAAAGCUUCUUCCGUCGCCGUAAAACAGACGAAGAGGAGGACAAAGAGAAAGAUAAAGACAAAUUAAUUGGACUGAAUGGACGGGUGAUACACAUGCUUCCACCACCCCCGAUACAACGACAUCACCUUUGCAGUGAUCAGAAGAUUUUAGAACCAACUGAGAAGCUGACCACCAUACUGAAUUAUAAACAGGAGCUUGGACUAGAUGCUAUAAAGACUGAGGCUGACAAACUGGAUAUCGCUGGAAUAGAUACUAAAACUCCUUCUACUGCCAGUGAAACACAGAUUAUGAUAUCUGGAUUACAAGACGAUGAAAAGCUGACGAUGGGUGUUCCUGAAAGUGAAAAAGAAAUUGGCUGUCUAAGCAGUCAAAAUUCUCCCCCACCUCCUCCACCAAAGAAAUGUAACAACAGCCUGCCGGGUGAGGUGACCGUUGAAGACAUGCCACCACAAGUAUCAGAAGUUCAAAGAUCAGCACCAUCGAACCAAGAGACACCUGGUACAAUGACUUUGCUGGUCACUACAGGAUCUCAGGACGAUAAGGAAGCAGGCAGUGAAUCCACUGACGAAAGUAUCAGCAGCGCUACUUACAGCAACUUGGCAAAAUCCCCGAGCUGGCGGGCUGUGGAUGGAAGCUCAGAGAUUUAUGGAACUGCUCCUUUAUUGAGAGCCACAGGGCAAUCGCGGGCUAACAUGAUACCCCUGAAGCAGCCAAGACAAGUGAAAGGAGCUUCGGAUGAUGCCAUUGCAUUUGUGGGAUCUACGGAACAGGAAACCAUGUCAGAGAGCCAACCAACACCACCGCCACUUCCAAAGAAAACCAUAAUCCGUGCAAACACUGAUCCCACAUCAAAGGACUAUGCCCAGAAAAAGAUAGAAGGAAGAAAUUCUGGACACAAUGUGAACUUGGCAAAUCCAUUGUAUGAUGUAGAGUAUCCUGGUGAUGCAAACUGGGAUGCGUCAAGUGCUUGUUCCUCGCUCAGUUCAGAUGCCAGACUCUGUGACAACGAGUCAGGUGAUUCACUGGAAAGAGCAGUGAGCAAGUCGAUGACAAAGACCAGAGCAUCAUCAACAGUCAACAGUACGUGCAGCCUCACCACGAGCAGCUGUAGGGAAGGGUACUCAAACAGCUUGGAUUCACUCUCUGAGAAGAAUCGUAUUCCUCAGAGACCUGGUAAAAGUAUACAAAAGCCACAAAGGCAUACGCUGUACAAAGGGAUCGAGAACAAAGAGGAGGUAAUCAUGAAGAUUCGAAACCUCCAUACAGACUCACUGCGGAAACUGGCAGCUAAAUGUGAGGACAGGUUUAUGGAAGGCCAGAAGAACCAGCUUCGCUUUGGAUUGGACAACUGGUCAGACUUCAGACUGACGAGUGAUAAACCUUGCUGUGAGGCAGGUGAUGCAGUUUACUACACAGCUUCCUACGCUAAGGACCUUCAUAACCAAUAUGCGAUCAAGAUUUGUAAAAGUCAAGCUAAAGCAUCCCAACAGCUAUACUACCACAGUCUGGCUGUAAGACAGAGCCUUGCUGUUCACUUCAACAUCCAACAGGACUGUGGGCACUUCCUAGCUGAGGUCCCAGUCCGUAUGCUUCCAUGGGAGGAUCCCAACGCCCCAGUAUUAGAAGAGGAGGAAAAUGAAGAUAGCUCAGAUGUUUCAAGUGCUAUAAAAAGCAACAACCCCACCUGCAAGGGAGCGUCCAGUAAACACAGAAGCCGAGUGGUGGUUAUCACUCGAGAGGUCCCAUACCAGACUGUUGCUGACUUUGUGCAUGAAUCAGCACCACGGCACAGCAGAAACCCUGAAAUGUAUGAGCGACAAGUAUGCUUACUAUUGCUGCAACUCUGUGCUGGCCUUAAUCACUUAAAGCCACAUCACGUUACACACUGUGACUUGAGGCUGGAGAAUUUGCUUUUGGUGCGAUGUCGACAAGGAACCUCAGGAAAUUGUGAAUCUGAAAACACCAAUCCAAAUGCACAAUUGGCCCGACUGAUUGUCAGUAACUUCUCCCAGGCCAAGCAGAAAAGUCAGGUGGUAGAUCUUGAAGCCUUGAAGGAUCAGUCUCGGCUAGCUCCUGAGAUCAUCACCAUCACUCAGUACAAAAAGUGUGAUGAGUUUCAAACAGGUAUACUCAUUUAUGAGAUGUUGCACCUACCUAAUCCAUUUGAAGAAAACCCAGAACUCAAAGAGAAGGAAUACACUCGAACAGACCUACCUGCCAUCCCUAUACGCUCUGUCUACUCCCUGGGGCUGCAGCAGCUAGCAAGUCUUCUCCUGCAUCCUAAUCCCUCAGAGCGCAUCCUCAUUUCAGAUGCCAAAGUCUACUUGCAGUGCCUCCUAUGGGGACCACGCGAUGACUUGCUGCAGACACUCAACUCCCUCAACAGCACUGUAGAGAGAAAUAAUGUAUUGCAAAGCUGGCUGGACCUAAAACGAACGCUACUUAUGAUCAAAUUUGCAGAGAAAGCCAUCGAUACAGAGUGCAGUGUUAACCUUGAGGUCUGGCUUUGUUGUCAGUACUUAGCCUUUGCUUCAGUGGAAUCCCUCAGUCAUAUUGUGAAGCUCCUCCAGCUCCAGUAACCUGUGUGACUGCUGCUUGCUUUCCCUUCCUGGCCUUCCUCUUCCCUUCUCUCCUACCAAAUUUGGAUUAAUGUGCAAUUUUUUGUAAAUGUUCUGACUUUGUAAAUGGCAGUAUUUAAAGUGUAUGUAAUAGAUUUCUACAUUUUGGAAAGUGAUGCCUACAUUAAGCAACAAAUAUUUGUUAUUUUUUUCUUAGGCACAUAUGCAAGCUCUAACUUGCUCUUACAACGGAUGCUUGGAUGUUUGUUGAUGAAGCUAUGACAAUUUGUAUGUUUACUUAUAUCAUGCCUUGAAAAAACAAAACUACAGCCACUUUGUGAAAAAUGCAUUAAUGGGUCAGUUGCACAAAAGCAGAUUGUCAAACAAAUGUAAUCUUUUGGGCUGCUAGGAGUGGAGAGAAAAUAUUUGCCAUCAGACAACUUGUUUUGCUGAUCUAAGUCUGGUCGCUGCUCCAUUGUAGAGUGGUGUCAGUGGCAAUCAUGGAAGACUUGGAACCCCAUGUUGUCGUGUUAUGAUAUCCCAACGAAAACACUAAGAAUACAAACAAACAAACCAGGGUGAAAAGAUGGGAGUUAAGUGAAACUGGAGCAUGGUGGUAUUAAGUAUGUUGCUGUUUAGGGAUGCAGCAUUAGAAUUUGUGCAAAUCUUUUCACUGUAUGGUGGUCAUAUCUUUGGAAGUCUUUCUGGUGAUAGCUACUUGAUGUGAUUUCAUUGCACUUAAGAUAGGCGUAAUAAAACUCAAGCAUGGCUUUUUAUACAGAAUCUAUAUUUCCUGUCUCUGCCAGUUUUAUUUUGCAGUAAAAAUAUAGCUGAGUUUAUCUUUCAAAAUAAUAAAAAGUCAUUUUAGCAUAAUAACAAUUUAACAAUUCCUUGCUUGGAUUAUUUAAUACAUGGAUUGUUUGGAUUUGAAGGCAGAUCAGUGAGUUUGGCAUCAUUUGACUGAACAGGAGACUCCAAUUAACAGCAGUAGUUUCACUGGUACCUCUUCAGAAAUUUUUCAGUUAGUAGUCUCUUCCUGAAUGUGUCAGUACGCCUCAUGGAAAUUUAGGGCAAUACCAUGAAAAUUGUAACCAAAGGGUGCGAAUAAUCACAAAACAAAUGUAGUUUCUGAAAUGGAACAUGAGGUCAACCUGGAUGUUGCCUGUUUGCAGCAUUACCAGUGCCCUGUGAAGAGUACAAUGAGUAGUCUGCAUCUUCGGUUCAAGUGGCAUACUGUCCUGAAUUGUGCUGCCAAGUUUCCUUUCAUGGAGCAGCCUUGUGUGACACAUUUGUUGACUGUAAUUCUAAUCCACCCUGUGUUCUGAAGUGAUUGUGUGUAUAUGU
This is a messenger RNA of Chiloscyllium plagiosum (whitespotted bambooshark), 7272 nucleotides long. RefSeq names its product pseudopodium-enriched atypical kinase 1 (gene peak1). The record is from RefSeq and is a predicted model, not a curated record. Gene Ontology annotation, cellular component: actin cytoskeleton; focal adhesion. Gene Ontology annotation, biological process: protein phosphorylation. Gene Ontology annotation, molecular function: protein kinase activity; ATP binding. Lineage: Eukaryota; Metazoa; Chordata; Chondrichthyes; Orectolobiformes; Hemiscylliidae.